Tripterygium wilfordii is the source of this 2191-nucleotide messenger RNA. Its product is annotated as nucleoporin NSP1-like. Gene Ontology annotation, molecular function: protein binding. NCBI's taxonomy places the organism in Eukaryota, Viridiplantae, Streptophyta, Magnoliopsida, Celastrales, Celastraceae. The transcript has 6 exons. The coding region runs from base 103 to 1929 and encodes 608 amino acids. The record is from RefSeq and is a predicted model, not a curated record.
UCUAAAAGUUUGAGAGGGAAGAACUGUCAAGUGUUGAACGAUUGCGGCAAAAUCCCAGAAACACUCGUUCGCGACAGUAGGAGAAAAGAGAGAGAGCGAGAGAUGUCAGGAUUCUCAUUCGGAUCAUCCGCAUCUGCUUUUGGAUCCUCUCAGUCCUCGUCGUCCCUUUUUGGAGCGGCUGCGAGUUUCGGAUCUUCAUUAUUUGGGGCAGCUACACCUACUUCAGGAUCGGCUUCAAAUACAUCAAUGGCAAGUUCCGCUCCCUCCUUUGGAGCGUUUUCCUCAGCGGAAACUUUUGCGCCAGCAUUUGGGACUCCUUCAUCGGCGGCAAGCUCAGGCUCAAACUUUUUUGGUACAACUUCAUCGGCGGCAAGCUCAGGCUCAAACUUUUUUGGUACAACUUCAUCCACGGCAAGCUCAGGCUCAAGCUUUUUUGGUACAACUUCAUCCACGGCAAGCUCAGGCUCAAGCUUUUUUGCUACACCUUCAUCCGCGGCAAGCUCAGGCUCAAGCUUAUUUGGUGCACCGUCAUCCGCGGCAUGCUCUGGUUCAACCUUGUUUGGUGCACCUUCGUCCGCAGCAAGCUCUGGUUCAACCUUGUUUGGUACACCUUCGUCCGCAGAAAGCUCUGGUUCAACCUUGUUUGGUACACCUUCGUCCGCAAAACCAGAUGCUCCUGUUGCAGUGCUUGAAGCCGUGACAACCACUGUUGCUUUAACUCCUCCUGCUAGUAGCACAACUUUUACUUCCUCUGCUGCAACUUCAGGGCUUGCAGUGCCUGCAUUUGGUGUGAGUUCUUCUUCUUCUGCUACCACAGAUUCGUCUGUUGCUGCUCCUGCAAGUGCUGCUGCAGCAUCUGGGGCUGUGAGUUCUUCAAUGCGUUUUGGACUUAGCAGUACAUCUGCUUCAUCAACCAGUACUGGAUCUUUCACAGGUUUUCAGCUGUCGACAAAAACAUCUGCCGCUGCCUCGUCCUCUCAAGCACAGUUAACAUCUGCUUCCCCUGUGUUUGAAGUAAAAAGAAGUUACAAAAGGGAUCUUCCACCUGCCCACUUCAUGUUCAAGAUAGAGUCUUUCUCUUUACUCUCCGAGGCAGAGGUUGAAAAAUAUGAAACUGGUGUCUUUGAAGUUGGGGACUACAAAUGGAGCUUGAUAUUCUAUCCAAAUGGUAAAAAGAAUGCCAAUGCAGAUAACCACAUCUCCCUUUAUUUGGCAAUCAAAGAGACCGAAAAGCUUCCUGCUUGCUGGGAGGUUAAUGCCACUUUCAAAUUUUUUGUGUUUGAUCAUAUUCGAGACAAAUACUUGACCAUCGAAGGUUGUAAGGGUUCUAUGAAGCGUUUCAAUGCGAUAAAGACUGAAUGGGGAUUUGCUGAAUUUAUCUCCCUAGAGUCUUUGAAGAAUGCAUCUACUGGAUACCUUGUUGAGGAUUCAUGCAUAUUUGGGGCAGAGGUCUUUGUUGUCAAAAGCAGUUGCAAAUUUGAGUGUCUUUCCAUGAUUAAGCACACUAGUAACAAUCUCAUGACUUGGAAGAUAGAAGAUUUUUCAAAGUUAGACAAGGAAUAUUAUGAGUCCGAAGUGUUUGAUGUUAAAGGAUCAAAAUGGAAGUUGACGCUUUAUCCAAAAGGUCAUCGGAUUGCCAAGGGUAAAUCCCUUUCCCUCUACCUAUGUUUGAAUGAGGCUGUAAGCCUUGCUCCGAGCCAGAAAUUCUUUGCCCAUUACAAGCUGCGAAUAAGGAACCAAAUUCAAGAUUCUGAUCAUGCUGAAAGGAUAGGUAAGCGUUGGUUUGAUCACUCUGCCACCAGCUGGGGUUUUAGGGAAUUUAUAUCCCUGCAGGAUCUCGAAAAACAGGUGAAAGGCAUUAUCAUGAAUGAUUGUUUGAUGGUUGAAGCUGAAAUUCUUUACGAGUCUGAAGUUAAGAGUUUAUCUUGAGAUUUCUAUUUAGACUGUUUGUGUUGACUAAUGCGCUAGAUAUUAUCGAAGAAUAUGACAUAUCUGUAAAGCUGAUGAUUUUCCUUCAUAAGUAUUAGUAAAUUUGGCGCUUGUUUUUAUGGGAAUAGGAUGAUAUGGAAAUUCAUGAAUCUGUUCCAAGCCUUCUGUAAUUGUUCCUAUCCCAUGGUUUUACUAAUUGUUAGUUUGUACCACUAUGAUCAAAUAAUUAUGUGAAAUAAUCCAAGGUGUAAUUUAAGGGUCA